GUUGCAACUUUGCGUUCAGUGCCUGGUCGUGGUGGAUUAGAAUAUAAUGGCACAGACUUGUCAAAACGUUACCAUCUCCUUAACACUGCCAAUGUCUUGCCAGAUUUGCCUCGGAAAGGUUCGACAGCCGGUGAUCUGCUGUAACCACCAUGUCUUUUGCUCCCUGUGCAUGGAAGUGUGGCUGAGCAAGUCAAGUCAGUGCCCUACCUGUAGAGUUCCCAUCACCCCGGAUAACCCCUGCAAAGAGAUCAUAGGGGCGACGAAUGAGGGUGACGAUCCCCAAAGCCCGAGUCUGAAGAGGCGCUUGAGGAAGACCAGGGGAGAGUUGCUGCUCAAGGAGUAUGAGGAUGAAAUCGAGAGGCUGGAGCAGGAAAACGAGGAGCUGCGAAACAGAAACCGGGCGGCUGAGACGCAACUCGAAACGCUGCUGGAGCCCGGCGCGGCCGUAUCGGUGUCGCGCACCCAGGAGGAGGAGGAAGAGGAUGACGAUGGGGAACAGCGGAGGGGACUUGACCCCAGCCAGAUGCAAGAGUGGGCAGCCAAACUGAGGGCCGCCACUGACCUCUACGACAAGGUCAAGCAGGACCUGGAGAAGCUCAGAGAGGCAAACAAAACCUUGCGAGCCCAGAACGUGGACCUUGUCCAGGAGAAUAUGCGCUUGAAGGCCGAGGUGGAGAACCGUUCUCCUCGAAAGUACGGCCGGUACACAGUGGCAGCCAUGGAGGCGAAGCUGCAACAGCACGAGCGAGACGUGGCCCACCUGAAGAGGGCUCUGGAGCGGAGCGACCAGUACAUCGAGGAGCUGACGGCCCAGAGGGACAGCCUGCAGGCCAACCCUGGCACAAACGCUGCCACCGGGCGAGGAGAUUCACGCUUGGCCAAUCCCAGUGCCAAAGCUGCCACUGGGUCCACAGAGAGUGCCCACUCUGAUGGUAGGGAGGAGAGCACGGCAGGUUGCGCGGCGGAGAGCUUCCUGCCUGGUGAUGCUAGGGAGAGCACUCCGGGUGGCACGCCGGUUAUGGGAGAUCGCAUCGCCACCAUGAGAAGGAGCCUGAGCGAGAUGGAGGAGGCCAGCGUGCGCACCGACCUGGUGGAUGGGAUGCCGUCGGGUUUCCAUAGCAACCAAGGCCUCCUGUUGACCACCUCUGAGAGGCUUCUGGACAAUGACUCCACCACCACUCCUCAUAAGCUGAGUGGAGAGGUGGGAGCUGCCAGCGUUUUUAUGUCCUCCAUUGGCUUGUCUAGCCCGACCACACCCUCCACGGCUAUUCGCAGCCUCAGUCUGAGAAGCCCAUUGGUGCAGAGCGAGGGGAGGGUGGGCCGCGGGUGUGGUCAAGGUCAAGGUCAAGGUCGUGGGCCUCUCUCGUACCUGCGUAGGUUGAGUUUCGAUGGCUGCGGUCCAAGUGCAACUCCCACAUCCUCCGAGCAACAAAAACCAUCCUCCAAAAACAACUCGCGAGAAAUGCCAUGGUUGACUGCCCUGUGUUUUAAGGGAACGACCAGCACGAACACCAGCACCAGCACCACCACUGCUGCAGAUUCUCCAGACGUCGGCCGUUGUAUUGGAGAUCCACAAGCAAGUGGCUCCAGCGAAGCCUACAUGGACGCAGCUUACCAGGAGAAGAUGAGCGAGUUGGACUCUUUGAUUUCUGAUGGUGAAGGACCAAGUGGCUCGAGUUCUAUUAGCACCAGAGAUUGCGAGCCGGGCACGUCAGAGCAAACUGACACCCCUGGAAGUCAAGGCAGCUCAGUGCUGGGGUUUGAGGAUGGACAGGAUGAGGGCAAACCGAGAAAGAUCUCUGCUGGGAUGAGAUCGUCGUCUUUAUCUUCAUCAUCAUCGUCGUCGCUAUCGUCUUUGUCAUCCUCAGCCUCGUCUUCGUCAUUGCUGGCAGCCCAGGUGGUUGUCCAGGUGACCAAACGUGGUCGUCCAAGUGGCCCACUGACCUCCAGUCCCUCAAAACUGUCCAGGCGUACCUGAGUGUCUUUCCUCUUUUGAUAGUCAUUUAUGCGGAAUGGUCAGCUGAUGAGAAAUCCAUAAUCAACUGUUUUUUUUUUAAAGAUUUUAAAAUUAUACCCACUAAGAAUGACUGUCAUCAUCAUUGUUGUUAUUGUCUUCCUUUUUGUCAGUGAUGGCUAUCUAUAUGACCAUAUGUGGUGUCCCUUGUUCCCCACUGAUCUUCAGUCCAAUCUAACCAACUAUUUUGAUUUACUCUUGUGGUGACUGUUGAAUGACUGUGUUCAAAAAGACACUGGUUUAAAACAUUUGAGUGUCAUGGCCAGUAACGGCAUCGUAUUUGAGGUCUGGCCUGAGCCUGUCUGCCCUCAAAGUAUUUUUCUUAGCAUAGAAAGAUAUUUUCAGAUAUAGGAUGGUCAAGUGAGGAUCAGGAUUUCUACAUUUCUUCGACUUACGUGAAAUGCCCAAUGGAUGUGUUAAGUCGAAAUGCCAAGUGUAUGAAGACCAUUUUCACACAUUAUUUGAGUAUUGAUAUCCAUUGUAUGCAAUGUUUUUGAUAUUUUAUGUCUAAAUAGCUUUUUUGUAGAACUUGCAGAUGUUUUGUACUCAGUCUUUGACAACUCAUUUUUAUAUAAAAAAAUAAUAAAAGAAUUUAAUACUAAA
Engraulis encrasicolus (European anchovy) is the source of this 2617-nucleotide messenger RNA. It is a transcript of the gene obi1, whose product is annotated as ORC ubiquitin ligase 1. The transcript is spliced from 6 exons. Gene Ontology annotation, molecular function: ubiquitin-protein transferase activity. The record is from RefSeq and is a predicted model, not a curated record. Bases 47 to 1978 code for a protein of 643 amino acids. Gene Ontology annotation, biological process: protein monoubiquitination; regulation of DNA replication. NCBI's taxonomy places the organism in Eukaryota, Metazoa, Chordata, Actinopteri, Clupeiformes, Engraulidae.